Messenger RNA from Diutina rugosa, 1764 nucleotides. RefSeq lists its product as uncharacterized. Gene Ontology annotation, molecular function: DNA-binding transcription factor activity, RNA polymerase II-specific; zinc ion binding; DNA binding. Gene Ontology annotation, biological process: DNA-templated transcription; regulation of DNA-templated transcription. Lineage: Eukaryota; Fungi; Ascomycota; Pichiomycetes; Serinales; Debaryomycetaceae. The coding region runs from base 1 to 1764 and encodes 587 amino acids. The transcript has a single exon. The record is from RefSeq and is a predicted model, not a curated record.
AUGCCCCGGUCGAAGUACUCCCGGCCUUGCGACUGGUGCUCUGCCCGCAAGGUCCGCUGCGACGACUUGCGGCCGUGCUCUCGCUGUGUCAAGAAGGGGAUCGAGUGCACGCUGAACCGGGUCCGCAAGAAGUGUGGGCCCAAACGGAAACACGAGCGGGAAGAGGCACUGCCGGUGUCGUUCGAACCGAUUGCCGUUGACCGUCUCGCCCCCGUAUUGGCCGCCUACGACGCCUGGUACUACGGCUGGUGGCCGGUAGUCACUUACACCGACCUCGUCGCCGAGAUCCGCCAGCUGGACGACCUCAUGGGCCACGCCUCCUCCUACGCCUACGCGCUUCUGUUGGCGAUUCUGGCGGCGAUCCUGCGCAAACUCGAGUUCUUGAGGCAGCUGCCGUUCGACCUCGCCGAAGCCGUCCACCACCUGCGGAUGAUCGAGCUCUGUCUCCGCCUCCGCGAGAUGUACAACCACACCAGCGUCGCCUCCUAUUAUACCAUCGCCACCGAGCUUUUCCUCUGGGUGUACUAUAUCAACAUGCCCCACGGCACCGCCCGUGCCAUUGUCCACUUGCGCAGCGCCUGUCUGUUGGCCCAAGUGCUCAAGCUUCAUUUGCCCGCCACCUACGACGGGUACGACCCCCGCACCCGCCACCGCAUGCGCAAGCUCUGGUACUGUCUCGUGUGCACCGACCGGUUCAUGUGCGUCGAGGACGGGUUCCCCAUCGUCCUCCGCACCCACAUCCCGUUGCCUAACCCUGAAGACGAGGUGCUUGAAACAGACCCGCACCUGCUUGAGAACCCCGUCGACAAUAUGGGGUUGCCGUCCAAGUGUGACGUCAUCGACGGGUUCAACCGCAUCUCCCAGGUAUACAUCGCCCCCGACGCCUUCUUCUACGAUAGCGUCGCCGACCUGUUUGGCCACGACGACUUUAUCGUGCAAGAAUCGCCCUACGGGGCUUUGGCAGCGCAGGAGAUCAUGGCGCUGGUGCUGGCAGUGAUGGAAGCCAACGCCUACUUGCCCUUGGACGGAGCAACGCCUUUUGACACUGACGUCGUACCUCCGGACGAACUGGGACUCUUGCCGUCUCAGAUCCACCUCAUCUCGACGCAAGCGAGCUUGGACCAGUGUCAAAGUACCCCGAGGCUCUCGCACGUGCUGGCCCUCAAUGUCAUUCUCACCAAGUUUUGGUUGAAACUGGUGGUGUGGAACUCCGGGUGUCUCCGCAUGUUGUUGCUGGAGCUGGCACCGCAAUUGCUGUGGAAAUACCCCACGACCAUUGCCUAUGAUCUUCUUGCCGCCACCACCGCGUUUCCACCUAUGGUAUUCGAGUCUAACGGCCCCGGGGUGGUGGUGAAACUCCUCGGUAUUGCCAACGGCGUCGCCAACAGCAUCGCCUACAUUCAAGACCCGCUGUCGAUUGCCGGUCAAUCGACGCGCCGCCCCGAAGACAAUUACCGGAUGUUCAACGCGUUAUACCUGCUAUUCCUGUUGGUGACCACGUUCAAAACGGCAAUCAAGCUCCCGGCAGGCCUUUACCACAAAAUCGAGCGCAUCGUGCUGACCCAACCCAUCCCGAGGCUGAUCUCUUACCAACACCGUCCGUCGCUGGGGUCUGACCUGCUGGUUACGCCCACGGUAUCGCCGAUCCCGCCGAUAUUCCGUAGCCACUCCGACCAGCAGGUGAACCCGUACCCAAGCAUUAAGGAAGAGUUGGAAAGCUACUCGUUCGAUACAAAUUCAGCAGCGCACGUGACGUACUUAUAA